Molecule: messenger RNA, 3957 nt
Organism: Trachymyrmex cornetzi
Lineage: Eukaryota; Metazoa; Arthropoda; Insecta; Hymenoptera; Formicidae
Product: DNA ligase 1
Exons: 5
Coding region: 260-1297 (345 amino acids)
Source: RefSeq, a predicted model, not a curated record
GCCACCUGGCAGAUGGUAGUUCGCCGCGCUUCCGCCAGAGCACGCGCAGCGCACGCCGCAUUGUUGAGCGAUCUGGUUCGCGCUUUGCGCGCACGUCGUGUCAGUCGUCUGGUUCGCCGUCGUCACCGUCGUCAUCGUUGUCGUCAUCGUUGUCAUCGUCCGUGCGUCGUCUGCAUAUUGUUGCCGCGGGGCGGGUAGCGUACAGGUUGUCCGGUCGUCACGUUCAUUGCUUCCAUCGCGAACAACUUCGUGCGUCGCUAUGGAUCACAUCGGCCUGCUGCUGCAGCACUCGCAAUACGUGUACGCGAUCCCUGUGGGUAUCGUGCUGAUAUGCGCCAUUCUCGUAUUUGCCUUCGGCUUCAAGAAGGCCGAGCAGCCGCCGUUUGCGCAGCUCUCCUCGGGCUCCGACGUGGACCGGAAACUUUCCAGGAAGCGUGGCAAGAUCCGUGAAAAGAAAGCUGCUAAUGGACAAGUUGCAUCUGAGAAAACAAGUCCAGCUAAAAAGACAUUAACAGCAAAAGUAGAAGCUCCUAAGAAAGCUACCAAAGGAGAUGAUGUUGAAGGUAAAUUAAAAGAGCGUAAACAAGAAGACAACAAGAUUGUUGGUACUAAGAAGGAAAAGGAACAACUAUUGACUAAGGCUGGCAAAGAGAACAAAGUGGAGCAGACGAAGAAUAAGAAGAAUUUGAAGAAUUUAUUCCAGGAAAAACCAGUGGAUUUUGACGAUGGAGAUUGGGAGCAAGCUUAUUCACGCAAGGAUAAGAAGAAUAAGAAGAAGGAAGAGGAAUCUCCUUCAAAGAAGAACAAGAAAGCUUCUAAGAAGACUGAUUUAAUAAAUGAAGCUAAACAGAAAGAACAAGAGAAGCCCGAGAUUAAGGAUAAGAUUGCUAAGGAAACUGAAAAUAAAGAGCUGAAGGAGAAGGAGAAAAAGGAAGUGAUCCUCACAUCUAUUUCCAGCGAGGAGAUAGAUGAAGCUAAGGAGCCGCAGAAAGAAGAACAGAGCAAGAUUGAGAAAGUCGAGAAGGAAGAGAAAAAAUCUGGAAAAUUGAAAAAGAAUAAGAAAACUUCUGAAGGCGAGAACACACCCGCUUCAGUACCAUCUACACCAAAGACAGAUAAUAAGCCUAUCGUGGAAGAGCAGAAAAAGCCGGCGAAUGCCGAGAAAGUAAACAACGUGGAAGAAAAUAAAGUGGUAGAAAAUCAAGAGAAAAUCGCCGUGUUCGACGAAUUAGGAGACGUCUGGACAGAAGCAAAACCGCAGAAAAAAAGUAAAAAAAAGGCUCGUAAAGAUAACUGAGGAUAAUUGCGUGUAAUGCUAAUGAUAUUACUCCUUGCAGAAAGGAAUAGAGUGAGAAUUCUGUUCGGUCCAAAGGACGUUUGUCGCUUUCGACAAAUCAGGUGUGUUUCAAAUGACUUGCUAAUCAUCACCUGACCAAUUCGUUCCUUUUCCCUUGUAUAUAAUAUCAAUCAAACUUAGGUUAUUCAAUUAUGACUUUUUAGUUAUCACGUCUUGGAGAUGGCGUGAAAACGUUGUAUGAAGAUUUUUUUGUAUGUUUUUCAUUUCUUGUAGUCCACGCUAUCUUGCAUUUAAUAAGAAUGGCAUAAGUCAUAGUUUUCACCAGGCAAUUCUUGUAUACACAUUAGGUUUCAUAGGUACCUUCACGCAUAUCCAUAAUAGGGUAUUAUAUUUUAUUUGUGUAAUUGUAACUUUAUAUAUAUAGUGGAUAUGUAUCAUAGUUUUAUAAUGGUUUUGAAUGGUACUUAUGCCAUUUACGUUUUGCGCCUUUAGGAAUUAAUAAUCUUACAAAGAAUAUUUUGUACAACCAUACUAUAUUUCUAUAUUAAGAACAAUAAUUUUGUGCGCAUUAUUGUAUCUUGCUGUUACUUAAACACCGAUUCUUCUCAUUAUUAACAUCUCAUAUUAUAUGUAUUUGUACGAACAGUUGAAAGGCAAACAUAGAAAGUACAUCUCUCGGUAAUAUUCAUAAUGCAGGACAAUCUUUGGAGGCAAUAAACUUAUAUUGCUGACGUGUAGAAUGGAUUUUAAUAAAAAUCAUAUUUUUCUACACGAUUAAGUCGCGCUUAGUGACUGAUUAUUUUCUGCUUCAAAUGCUCGAGAAUCUAUCUUGUAAUAAUUAAUGUAUUUCCAUAUUUAUGUACAUCAGCAAUAUAAGUUUUAUGGAUGGAUGUAGAUAACAUUACGUAUAUUUAUGGCAGUAGAAGUCAUACAUGUGAUAACGACAAUGAUUAACUUUAAUAGAUCCUGAUUUAUAUUCUGCUGCACAUUAUGCAACAGAAUAUGUAUAUAUACAUGUUGAAAUUAAGAGAGACAAAAUCUACGUUCGUGCUAUAUCCUACAGUGAUUCACGGAUAAUUAUUUGUUAAUUAUUUAAUGCUGUUGUACUUCAUGCCGGUGAAAAUCUAACAUUAACUUCGAGUAGAAAAAAAUUUAUUCGGCAGAAAGCAAGGGGAAAUGAUUCAAAAUUUUUACGACAUAGAUAUUUGUACCUAUAUAAACGUUAUGAAGAAAUAUUGAUUUCUUGUUGAAUACUUCCAGAGGUGAAAAGUAUAUGUAUAUAUUUUUAUUUUCAUCGUGCAUCGAGAUAGUUAACAAUUUUACUUGUGGACGUGAAUCGAAGUCUAAUAUAUUGCUCUUUCAUUUUUGACUAUGUUUUUACGUUAUUGUAAUCAAGUCACAGAACAUAUUACUAUGAUAAUUUUAUAAUUAUUAUAAUUAUAGUUAAUAGAUCUCAUAUAACUUCACGUCUUCAUAAAAAUGGUAAAAAAGGGAUACGAGAACCACCAAAAUGAUAUUUUUGUAUAGUUUUUUUAUACAAUUGAAUUUUUUUUGUCAAAUCAAAUAUUACGAACAGUUUUCUUAAACAUUUAUCGUCACGCGAUAAUUGAAUAAUAACCGAGACGAUCAUAUGCACAUCAAAAACUAUCGUUUAUGAAUAUAAAUCAGCCGUUCAUUUCUUAUGCUAUGCAGGAGAGAUAAUACAUCAAUUUCUUAAUGACGUUAGAAGUAAUUUACAGAAAGAUUUUAUCAUAUAUAUACUGUAUUAACAUUACUAUCAGAAUGUGUUAUUAAUAACUCCUUUAUUGCUAUUAGGUGCUAAGCUCUGUAAAACGAGCGCUGCACACACAAGAAUGUUAUACAUUGGAGAUAUCGGAAAAGUCAGAUUUCUCUCAAAGAAUGUCUUAACUUAUAUUUUAUCAGAAACAGAAUAAGAAUGGAUACAUAUACAUGUGUGUGUGUGUGCGUGUGUGUGUAAAAGAUUGAGAGAAAACGAUUUGAAUGAAUGAGCAGAUUAUUAUCGUUGUUGUGUACGCGAUAACGUUUUAUUCUAAAUAAUUUACGAAUUAAGAAAAAUGUUUGUUAAAAAUUGCGUAAAAUUCAUGUAUCGAUAAUUUUAAAAAGAGAGCUAGUGAAAGAGGAAGAGAGUGAAAUGAUUUGAGAUGUAUGACAAUAUUGUGAUAAGAAUAUUAUACCUGAGCAUUGCUUGAGUGUUGCAAAUUAACGCUGAAAUCACUCGUAGCUUUUAUGUGUAGGAAGGAAUCUUGGGGAGAAAGUACCUCUAUCCUGUUCAAAUAGCCAUUCAUAUUUUGUAUACUUUAUAGUAAUAUAUUCUCGUAAGUACACACACUCGCAUACGAGACUAUCGUGCAAGAAGUUCUACCGUUACAUUGGCAAAAGAAUUCCGCAUUGCCGUGAAGUUUACAGAAAGGGAGAAAAGAGUAAAAAAUAAUUCAUUGAAUACAUUGAGCGAGCUUGAAUUUUAAACCAGCAAGAACUGUAUCGUCACGCAUAUACCAAAUUGUUUGUCGAUUGUAUACGUCCCGUGCCAAAAGCAAAUAUCAUCUCUCUUUUAGAUCAUAUUUGAGCUGAAUUUCAUAUAAUUCAUGGGUAUCAAAGGAAAUUUAGUAACGCUAUUUACGGCCGCUCUCUCUUACAUA